Magallana angulata is the source of this 4519-nucleotide messenger RNA. RefSeq names its product kelch-like protein 40. The record is from RefSeq and is a predicted model, not a curated record. The transcript is spliced from 3 exons. NCBI's taxonomy places the organism in Eukaryota, Metazoa, Mollusca, Bivalvia, Ostreida, Ostreidae. Bases 143 to 1705 code for a protein of 520 amino acids. Gene Ontology annotation, molecular function: protein binding.
UUUUAUUUUUAUAGUUCUUUUAGUACCAGAGAGUUAUCUGCUCCUGAUGGAAGAUGGCUGUUAGUUGAUUUUUUUUUGCUGAUUUAUUGUUCCUGUGGAUUAAACUAUAGGACAGUGAAAUUAACACCUUGAGUAGUGAAGAAUGGCAACCGGUGGGAACAUGGAUUGGCGAAUAGGACGGAAUGUUGUGCAGUGUAACAAGUACAUGCUUGUUCACGAGGUGGAGGGCGAUGUGACAUUUGUUGUGGGAGGGGAAGAAAUUAGAGCCCACCGUUACAUGCUGAUCAGUCGCAGUGCUGUAUUCCAAUCACAACUUACACAUCAAAGAAUGUCCCAGGAAAUUCAAGUGGAAGAUAUAGAACCACACAUAUUCAAAAAAAUGUUACAGUUUAUCUACACAGAUGAUGUUGAUUUUAACUCUGGUUCAGCCACACAGUUGUUCGAAGCAGCUAAUAGAUAUGGAAUAGAAGAAUUAAAAAAACUGUGCUUUAAUAAAAUGAAAGAAAAUAUCUCUAAAGAGAAUGUGUGCCUUUUCCUAAAGAUGGCAUAUGAUAAGAACUGUCAAAGUGAAAAAGAUAGAGCCUUAAAUGUUUUCUAUCGAGAUGCUGAAGAGUUGUUAAGUUCUGAGGGUAUAUUUGAGCUACCUCAAAAAUGUUUGAUUGAUAUUUUUAAAAGUGACAGAAUAACCUUAACAGAAGAGAAAAAGUUUGAUGUAGCAAAACUUUGGGCAGAGAGUCUGUGCAGAAGACAAAAUCGUGAAGUAAAUGACAGAAAUAUCAAAGAGUUAUUAGAACCCGUGGUUGAUUGUAUAAAGUUUGAAAAAAUGGAUACAGAUUAUUUUACAAAUCAUGUUUCAAAUACAGAAAUUUUGGAUAAAACAAGAAUAAUCAAUAUAUUCCAAAUAUUGGUAAAGCGUAACAGAACAUUGUCAUCGGCAUCCAAUGAAAGAAGUGUAAACCAAUCACAAUCUUCACCAACCAGAGAGUCACCCAAUGGCCUGCAAGCAAUGGCCUCACAAACGUUGCAAAUUCCCUCAACAUCUGUGUUGCAAUCCUCUUCUAUACUGCAGUUAGAGACGGAUCCAUAUAGUUCCUCGGAACAUGUUCUUGCAUCUGGAAGACAAGGUCCAACUCCCAUACCUCCUAGAGGAAAUAAUAAUUUGAAUCGGUCAAGGGCCCAGCCAGCUAGAAGGUCUUCAUCAACUGAGCUAGCUGGUGCACAACCAUUUCAAGAUGCCAUGAUAGAAAAUACUGUUACUCUUUGGAGAUUUGGUGGCAUCUUGAGCGGAAAAGCCUACUUAAGAGAUAAUGCAGACGCUAUAUCGAUCAUUCCAAGUCACUCUGGAAAUUUACAUGGAGUAUAUUUGUUUGGAAGCCAUCAAAGGCAAGGGUCUUACAAAGUCAACAUGAAAAUACUAGAAGAUGGCACAGUGAAAAAGGCCAUUCCUAACAAGGAAUUUGCAUCUGAUGGAAGGGAAAAAUACCACUUGAUCAGGAUUAGUCCACCUAUGCGUUUUGUGGCAGAUGUUGUCUACACUGUGGAAAUGGUAAUGAAGGGCCCCACAAGUUUUUACGGUAAAUCUGGAAAAGAAAUGGUGACUGAAGGGGAUGUUACUUUUACUUUCAUUCCUAAUGACAAUGGACUGAACGGCACAAACACUUCUAUUGGUCAGUUUCCAGGCUUUGUUUUUGAGAAAGAUGAGUAAAAAGUGAAAAUAAAAUUUUAAUCACUGGCAUGAUGUCAUUAGAAUGCAUGGAAUCAAUUUAAUAAGUGGGGGCCAUUUUUUUCUGCAUUGUCCAUAAAUGGGAAUGCUAUUUUAUGGAUUUACUUGUAGAUAUAUACAACAAGACUGUUUCAAAAUUAAUUUUAAUGUUACUUUGUGGGUUAGAGGAUCCUGUGAAAAUUGAACCACCACAAAUUCUAUAAUGAUUCCACAGUAAAUUUAUUGACAAAAAAUUGUUUGUAGAAUCAGAAUUUUUUCUCUAAUAAAAUUUUGUUGAUUUGCAACCUAAAAUGGUUUUGUAGUAAUAUGUUGUUUUCUAAACAUACAUGUAUGACUACAUGUACUGGUAUUUAAAAUUUUAUUUAGGAUUUAAUUUUGUUGAUACUUGUAUAUGGUAUCAACUAAUUAAAAAAAGAAUGAAUCUGUAAAUGUAUUGCUGUUUUUGCAGUUUAAUGUUUUGCAUUUACUAUACAUAUAAUUAUGUAUAUAUAUUUUAUUUGUUUGAUAUAUUUUACUUAUGCAUGUUCCUUAGUUACUUGUUUUUUUACCUGUACAUUUAACUGUCAUAGCUGGUGAUUAUAUUAUUAUUAUAGUAUUAUACAGCAAUUAUUUUAUAAAAACCUGUUAUUUUAUUUAUUUAUAAUAAUCAUGAUUACAAGACAGAUGAUAUUUAUGUACAUGAUUCUAAACUAUAUAUAUAAUUAAUACUAUUAAGAGAGAAUAAAAUAUGGCAUUUGGGGUUGGAUUUACAUGUAGGUAUAUCCACUCAAAUUACCAUUUCUUAAAAGAAAUGGACUUUUUAGUAACUUUUAGGGUUUUAACUGCUUGCAUGAAUUUUGUUUACAGUAGUUCAACGUUGAAUCCCUGGUUUUAAAGAAUCGAUGGAUUUUAAUUUCAGUUAAACUUUAUUUUCUUGUUUUGUUUUCAUUGGUAGGCUACAGUAGAAUAAAUUUAUAUUUCAUCAAAGUGCUUGUUAAGAGUUUUCUUUAAGAAAUGAGACACAUUUGAAAAAUAAUAUGUAUUAUUAAUUUAUUCUGAUUUUUUAAACACAUUGAUUUUUUAAACAUGAAAACUUAUAAUUUCCUAAAAAGGUUUGGCCUUUGAUCUCUAUCAAUAACCUUGACAUUUUGCUGAUAUUGACCUUUGAUCUAUCAUUUGAAUAUGGUAAAUAUAUACAAAAUAUAAAGCCAAUUUUAACUUGUUAACUUUUGAAGCUCGUUCUUAACUAUAUGCAAAUUUAAAUACUUGUAUACUUCUUCCUGGACUCUUAAUUGAUUUGAGAUUACAUGUAUCUGUAAACAUUAUUUUAUUCAAAUUUAUUAUAACCUAAAAGUUUUCAAAAGAAAAGAUGAGAAUUUUAUAAGGGAGUCCAGACCACACAAACUUUGCUAUAUCCAUGCUCAUACUGAACAAGUUUUACUCUAAACUCAAGACUUCGGUUUAUCUAAGUAAUCAUCCUUUGAGUAUUUACUAUUAUGAGUUGAUAAUUUUGGUCACACAUAAUCACAUCUUGCUAUAAUAAAGCCUUUAACCUGUUUUAAGUCUUUGAAAGAAUAGUGAUGUUGAGAUAUACUACAUGUACAUGUAAUUAUCUUGUCAAUUUAGAAGAUAUGCAUGGCUAUGGAAACAUAUGCAGCGGUAGACAGAUUCAGAUGGACACACAGAGAAUGUCAUCCACUCUUUGUUUUGGAAACAAAACCUGCUGCUUGAUUUUCAUUAUGGCCAAAAUCUAGUUCUUCCUUCCAAUAUAACUUAGUAAUAUGAAUGUUUAUACUAUCACUUAUUCUAUUCUGACUUAUCAUACAAUCUAAUAUGUAUAUUUAUAUCUUGGAUGCUCAACAAAAUCAGAUUUAAUCUAGGUAAUCUGAAAUCUGAUGUCCAUAAUAUACAGCGGUACAUUUUUAGUAAUUAAAAGCAAUUCUCAGUACAUUGUUGAACCCAUGUUCUCGAUAUUGUUAAUGUUCUGUACCAUUUUGUCCUAAGCAAAUUCUUCAUGUAGCUCAUUACCUCCAAAACCUUCUUCUCCACAAUUAAUGUACAUCAAUUUUAUUCAAGUUUUGCAGAUCAGUAUGCAUCAAAUUGUAACCUUAAAAUUGGUCAAAAAAGAGGUAAAAUUAUGUUUUUUUCAAAGUCCAUGUCAAUCAUUCUUCGCAUUGUAGUAGCACUGUACCGUAAUUUAAUUCUGCUACCAUUAAAAUAAAAAACAGAAAAAGUGGAGUUUUAUAAUUUUUAAUAUUUUUAACAAAACACAAUAAAGGGGCCACAUAUCACAGCCAAAUUUGCAUGAUUUUUCUUUAACCAUGUAGAUAAGUGUUCCAUAGAGUCAAAAAUUCUGUAUCAAAGAAUAUUGCUUUUAAACAGAAUAAUAGUUAUUCAAAUAGGAACCAUAGUAUAUGAAAUUGCAACAGGUUUAACACAGACAUUAUAUUACCUUGCUUCAUAAAAUUUAACAAUUAAAAAUAAAGUUUUACAAAUGUCAGGUAAAGUAGAACAUUACUAAUAUGUCAUGAUUUGUACAUGCAGAAAAAACAACUUAAAAAAGUUAACAUUGUACAUGUAUAACUAUAAAUGCACAGUAUCAAGCUAUAUGUACCAGUUUGUUUCUCUAUCCACUUUGACUACUGUGAAUCUACAAAAACAUUCUACUAACCAGCAUAUAACUUUAGAACUAAAAAACUUUAAUUCAUUUUUUAAAAUACAUAUCUUUCUUCUUUUUCUUUUUUUUUUUAAAACUUUUUUUGUUGUUUCUUUUGUUUUUUUUUUUUUUUUUUUUUUUUUUACAUUUUGUUCAGUUUU